Penicillium lagena is the source of this 2064-nucleotide messenger RNA. RefSeq lists its product as uncharacterized. Lineage: Eukaryota; Fungi; Ascomycota; Eurotiomycetes; Eurotiales; Aspergillaceae. The record is from RefSeq and is a predicted model, not a curated record. Gene Ontology annotation, cellular component: SWI/SNF complex. Gene Ontology annotation, molecular function: DNA binding; histone binding. The transcript is spliced from 3 exons. Bases 1 to 2064 code for a protein of 687 amino acids. Gene Ontology annotation, biological process: positive regulation of DNA-templated transcription.
AUGGAUGACACUCCUGUCAACCCGCUUGGGGCUUCCGACAAUGCUCAGCCCCUGACUGGUGCCGAGGGGGUCGCUGACCUUACGCGCGCCUCCAGCCACGCCUCAGAAGCGCAAUCUCCAGAGAAGAAGAUCGAGCCCUCGACUGAACCGGACAAUCCUCUCGACGCCCCGGCAUCCCCCAAGCCCCAGAAUGGCGAUGCUGAAGACGAGGAGAUGGGCGGCACGGAGACGGAUGCCAAGCGCGAUACCGAAGGCCUGGAAGAUGCGGCAGGAGAAUCGCAGCCACCUGCCGAUGCAGACGCGGAUGCAGUGGGCGAGGAACAGCCGGUGCAGUCCAAAUCCGCGCUGGAAGCCUCCGCCCGGUCUCAGCUAGUCGCGCAAACACACGCCAUCAUCCUACCUAGCUACUCGACAUGGUUCGAUAUGCACACUGUGCACGCGAUUGAGAAGAAGGCCCUCGCUGAGUUUUUCAAUGGUCGCAACCGCAGCAAGACCCCUGCCAUCUACAAAGACUACCGUGAUUUCAUGAUCAACACUUAUCGCCUAAACCCCAUCGAGUAUCUGACUGUGACCGCGUGUCGUCGUAACCUUGCUGGAGAUGUGUGCGCAAUCAUGCGCGUUCACUCGUUCCUUGAACAGUGGGGUCUAAUCAACUACCAGGUCGACCCGCAGACGCGGCCCUCCAACAUCGGCCCGCCAUUCACUGGUCACUUCCGAGUCAUCGCCGACACCCCACGGGGUCUACAGCCGUUCCAGCCCGGACCGAACCACACCGUCACUGCUGGCAAGUCUCUUCCUGCCACCGAUCGAGCGGCGUCAGCUACCCCUGCCACGAAGUCCGAGCUCAACCUCGAAGUCCGCCGUAAUGUCUAUGACGAUAAAGGACAGGCGAUCACUCCUGGCGACGACAAGGAGAAACAGACUAACGGUGAAGUGAACGGAGCUUCUGCCCAGGACCUUGAGAACGCUGCCCAGGAGCCCAAAAAGAAGUCUCACUGCUUCUCUUGCGGUAUCGAUUGCACCCGUCUCCGGUUCCAUUAUGCCAAGUCGGCCCCGGCAUCAGGCAAUGCCAACCUGCCCGACACAAAAUACGAUUUGUGCCCUAACUGUUUCCUUCAAGGCAGAAUGCCUUCCAGCCACAAUGCCUCGGACUUUGUCAAGCUUGAGGACAAAUCCCACACCCAUGUGCCUGAUAAGGACACUCCGUGGUCGGAUUCAGAGCUUGUCUUAUUGCUGGAGGGUCUGGAGAACUUUGAUGACAACUGGGAGCAGAUCGCUAGCCAUGUCGGCACUCGCACCAGAGAAGAAUGCGUGAUGAAGUUUUUGCAGUUGGAGAUUGAGGACAAAUACCUCGAAGACCUUCCUGACAUGCGUGCCACGAGUGGACGCGAUCCCAUCAGCCAGGCCGAGAACCCGGUCUUGUCUGUGGUGGCUUUCCUAGCCCAGAUGGCUGAGCCCACCGUGGCCGCUGCCGCUGCCGGACGAUCUGUAGAGGAGAUCCGCAAAGAGUUGCGGAAGCAACUUGAGAAGGGCCAGGACAAGGGCAAGGAAAGGGAAGGCGAGACGGUCAAGGCCGAGGACUCCAUGGAUGUGGACGUUGUGCGCGAGGCCGAAACUGCCGACAAGUCGAAACAGUCGCUCAGCACCGUCGCACUUGCCGCUUCUGCCGCGCGUGCUGGCGCGCUCGCCUCACACGAGGAGCGAGAGAUGACCCGGCUGGUUUCCGCCGCGGUCAAUGUCACCCUGCAGAAGUUCGAGAUCAAGCUUCAACAGUUUAACGAGAUGGAGGAGAUUAUCGAGGCUGAGCGCCGGGAACUCGAGCAGGCACGCCAGCAGCUCUUCUUGGACCGGAUGACCUUCAAGAAGCGCGUCAAGGAGGCCCAGGAUGCUCUGCAAGCCGUUAGCUUGCAGGGUCCCAAUGAGAACACCAAUGCGCUGCUUGCAAACGCCGCCACCGCAGGCAUUGGCAACCACUACAGCUUCCAGCCUGUCGGUAGCGACCCCCGCACUGGCACUGAGCCCCUGAGUGUUGAGGGAGGCGACUUCAAGACGCUGGAUCUGUAG